Messenger RNA from Salvia miltiorrhiza (redroot sage), 908 nucleotides. RefSeq lists its product as uncharacterized. Bases 384 to 908 code for a protein of 174 amino acids. The record is from RefSeq and is a predicted model, not a curated record. NCBI's taxonomy places the organism in Eukaryota, Viridiplantae, Streptophyta, Magnoliopsida, Lamiales, Lamiaceae. The transcript has 3 exons.
GCCCAUUAUUAAAAGGGCUUCAUAAUUAGUCCAGUUUGAUGUUUGCUUCACGCCUUUAAACACGCCCACAAUUAUGAAUUGCGUUUGUUAUCACCUUCCCCACGAACUGAUUAAUCAACGAACUUCCCGAAGUACCCUCAAUUAAAAUUAACAAAUACACAAGAACCCCAUCCACGUAAUCACGAUCUCUCCUUCAAGAAUUCAUUUUUCGUACACGAUCUCUGCUUCAAGAAGCCAUUUUUGGCACUAUAAAAAAUGGGAAUGUGGAGGGAAAAUUUGCGUGACUUUCAUAGAGAAUCCACUGCUCUGCCAUCUGUUUUCUCCGUUCUCAAUCACCGGAAGCUACCAAUCGGAGUUUGUGAUUCACUGUGGUUGCUUUCCAGAUGGUUUCGAAUAUCCAAGGAGUUGAUACGGGGAGAAGCGACGCGAGUCUUAGUCGGUCUAACAAAACGGGAAAUACUCGCCGUUCUUGGUCUACAAGGGAAGAGCAUGUGUUGCUGUCAUCGUUGAAAGAAUUAGUUGCAAAUGGCUGGAAAUCGGACAAUGGAUUUCGAGCAGGGUUCCUCGGUAAACUUGAGGACGCCUUGAAGAAGGAGUUUCCGGUCACCGAUUUAAAAGCUACACCACAUAUCAAUUCAAAAAUCGAAACUUGGAAAAAAAGCUAUUACUCCUUGACAUCUAUGUUGGGGAAUAGUGGAAUAGGGUUCAAUUCCGACUACAUGAUCGACUGUGACAACGAUCUGUGGGAACAGAUCGUUAAGAAGGAUCCAGCUGCGCGCUCGAUGCGUCAUAAGAGCUGGCCGCUCUUCGAGGAUUGGAAAGAGAUCUUCGGCAAGGAUCGUGCGAAUGAUGGAACCCAAUCCAUGUUCAUCAUCAAAAGUAAAAGUAAGAUAAAUAAGUAUGAGUGA